AUGGCUGAAUCGGAGUCUUUCGUGCGGUGUUUCUCGUCCUUCGUGGCUCGCCUCGACGAUAGACUCCCGGAGGUGGAGCAGCACUUCGGCGGCGAGUGCAGCGAGGAGGACAUGUUCUCCUACUUUUGGGGGCUACAGGAGGCCCAUGAGUGCCUUGUCCUUAGCGUGCCUGAGACCCUCAAGAGUGAAAGCAGUGCUGUGACCUAUAGGACUCACGGGAACAAACUAUAUCGCAGUAAGAAUCUAAAGGAGGCCUUAAAAUCCUUCAAUUUCAGUAUUAUGUUUGCGCCCCAUCCGCCGGCUCCCUCCGCCGCUGCCUCAUCGUGCGAGGAAGCCCCUGCCGAAGGGACGUCUGCCGCCUUCGAAGCCCUGGCCCUCGCCUACGCCAACCGAUCUGCUGUGAUGUUUGAACUCCAUCAGUACGAGGAGUGCCUGAAGGACGUGGAAUUAGCCAUCCUGCAUGGGUAUCCAGAGGCAUCAAGGUGUAAGUUAUUAGCGCGGAAGGAGCGGUGUGUUGCCAAACGAAAGGAGGAGGGCGGGGCGACGGAGCGCCUCCUGACGACGCACCAGCACUUCCCUGCGGUCGCGACGGCGGAUCCGGCGUCGCCGAGGAGGAGCGAUGCCAUCACGCUCUCCCACUCGCCCGAAAAGGGGAGGCGUUUCCUGGCCAACAGGGAGAUCCUGCCUGGAAGUGAUAAUGGCAGGCGAACUGCUGCUAACCGAGGAGUCCUACAGCAGCUGUCUUCUGCCGGAGUUCCUGCCGAGCCACUGCUCCGUGUGUCUCACUCGCUGUCUGACGCCCCUGCCCUGCCCCGGCUGCCCCUACGUGAUCCUAAAUAUAUUUAUAAUCACAUUAAGACUUCCGUCGCGCAGGUGACCUUCUGCAGCUCGAAGUGCCGCUCGAAGGGGAGGAAGAGCCACGUCGCUGAGUGCCGGGUCAUGGGGGCGCUCAUCCCCCUACCUUCUCCCUGGCGCGUGGCUCUUGGUAUCCUCACUCGGGCGACGUUCCCCAGGCUCAAGACCUGGCUUAGGAAGCUGAAGGAGGAGGAGCAGGAGGCGCCCGCGAAGACGAAGAAACGGGGAAAAGGGGACGAAGAGGAAGGGGAAGGGAAGGUGAGGGAGGAGCGAGAAGCAAAGAAGGAAGUACGCAAGAAGCAGACAGAGGCGGAAGAGGAAGAAGUGAAUACGAAUCGAAGAAGGAAGCGCGAGAAAGCGAAAAAGAAAAAAGAGAAGAAAGAAAGAGAAAAACGGCUGCGAGACACGAAGGACCAAAACGAAGUCUCAAAUCUCCAAGACGAAGAAAAGGAAGAAGCUCUAUACAAGGCAGUCUUCCACGCGGUCACCAAUAAGAGCAAGCACUCUCCCUCACAGCUCCUGCACGCCUGCGCCGCCGCCUUCUGCCUGACCAAGCUCCUCGAGGUGGGCGGAGGCUUCUUCUUGGAGAACGACCUGCCCUUCACGCCCUGCCAGGAGGAGGCGGUGCUCGUCGGCGCAACGCUCCUCCGCCACCUCCUCGCCGCCAAGUGCAACGCCUUCACCAUAGCCGAGGUUAACGUGCCGAGCAGCCGAGCGGCGAGGCCCCGCCCCGUGACGGUGGGCGUGGGCCUGAGCCCCAGCGUCGCCCUCUUCAAUCACUCGUGCUCCCCGAGCGCCUUCCUCACGCACUGCGGCGGCGGCGUGCAGGCGCUCACCGCCGCCAGGACCGUGCCGCCGGGCCAGGAGGUGGCCAUCGACUACCUGAUCGGGUCGCGAGGCCGGUCGGCCGCGAGCCGCCAGAGCAGGUUCCUCAGCCAGUACGGCUUCAGCUGCUCGUGCGACGCCUGCGCCCGCGACCGGCCCGCGUACCCCAGGCUCCCGGACUACGCCGACGUGUUGUCAGAGGACGGGCUGCUCAGGCGGCCCAGCUCCCCGUCGCCUUCCAGCGCCCCCUCCUCCCCCGUGUGCCCAAGGCUGUGCAAGGCGCAGGAGGACUUCGACGGCCUUGGCGUCGACCUGGCACGCGUCCCGCACAAGGUCAAAGAAGCAGUGUCCAGGUACAAGGACGUCCUACAAAGGUGCCAGGACGCGGCCACGCCCUCCGAGGCCGACGUGCACACUGUAUGUGACCUUAUACACCUCCUCGACGUGCAUGCGCAGAAGCCCAGCUCUCUUCACCUGGCUGCGCAACUGACCCUCGAGGACAUGACCCUUCGCCGCUUCCUGCACGCGGAGAUCAAGGACGAAUUCUACUACUAA
Penaeus indicus is the source of this 2235-nucleotide messenger RNA. RefSeq names its product SET and MYND domain-containing protein 4-like. The coding region runs from base 1 to 2235 and encodes 744 amino acids. The transcript is spliced from 5 exons. The record is from RefSeq and is a predicted model, not a curated record. Gene Ontology annotation, molecular function: histone deacetylase binding. Gene Ontology annotation, cellular component: cytoplasm; nucleus. Lineage: Eukaryota; Metazoa; Arthropoda; Malacostraca; Decapoda; Penaeidae.